GAGUGGAGAAUCUGCUGGCAGGGCCCUGCUCUGCUUCGGGAUUUUAUGCACCUGUCCGGGUUACUGCUCGCCCUGGAGAAGGAGGAGAAGGGACCUGUCCCGGCCAUGUGCUCGGUAAGCGAGGGCGGCAGCACAGACCCCUUCGUAGCCCGCUUCAGGCAGGUGGAGGAGACGCUGGAGAAGCUGCACCGGGAGAACAGGAGCCUGAAGAACAAAGUGCCUCGGUACAACGCGCUCUGCACCCUGUACCACGAGUCCGCGCAGCAGCUGAAGCAUCUCCAGCUGCAGCUGGCGGCCAAGGAGGCGACGAUCCGGGAGCUGCGGGGCAGCCUGGCCCGGCAGCCGCAGCCCCCGGCGCCGGGAGAGGCGGCGGCGGGCGCGGAGCCGGCCCGCUCGCUGGUGGAGAGCCUGCUGGAGCAGCUGGGACAGGCCCGGGAACAGCUCCGGGACAGCGAGCGGCUCUCGGCGCGGAGGGUGGAAGCGCUGAGCCAGGAAGUACAGAAGUUGCAUCAGCAGCUAGAGGAGAAAAAUGGAGAGAUACAGCAGAUGAUAAAUCAACCUCCAUAUGAAAAGGAGAGAGAAAUCUUACGACUGCAGAAGACCUUGGCAGAGAAGGAGAAGGCUCAAGCCACCAGUGAUGUUUUGUGCCGUUCACUCACCGAUGAAACUCACCAACUUCAACGCAAAUUAGCCUCCACAGCAGAAAUGUGUCAACAUCUGGCAAAGUGUCUAGAAGAGAAGCAAAGAAAAGAGAAGAGGAAUUCAGAUGACCAGAUACCUACUGAAAGAUCUAAUCAGGUUUUAGACAAUGAAACUUCACUUCAAGCUCUUAUCUGCAACCUACAAGAUGAAAACAGGAUGUUAAAACAAAAAGUGGCUCACGUGGAAGAUCUGAAUGCAAAAUGGCAGAAAUACGAUGCGAGUAGGGAUGAGUAUGUGAAGCGACUCCACGUGCAGCUGAAAGAGAUGAAGACACAACUGGAGCAGCAGCACGGCCUGACUUCAGCACAAACUAAUUCUGACCUGAUGCACAAGGAGAUAUUCCGGCUAAACAAGCUACUGGAAGAAAAAAUGAAUGAAUGCAUAAAAACAAAGAGAGAACUAGAAGACAUGAAGAAGGCUAGUGAAGGAGAUAACGAGCGCAUACAAAUGCUGGAGCAACAGGUCCUCGUUUAUAAAGACGAUUUCACAUCUGAGAGAUCAGACAGAGAACGAGCACAGAGCAAAAUACAAGAACUUCAGGCAGAAGUUGCAUGUUUGCAACACCAGCUAGCAAGAAGACAGGACUCAAGAGACACAAGUAGUCAUUUCAGAGUUCACGCUGGUAAACAAAAUCAUCUGUACCUACAGACGAAUGUGGAACAUCUACAGGGCAACAGCCAGGCCAAACAGGCACGAGAAGAACACCUUCACAGUCUGAACAAGCUUCUCCUCCUGCGGACAAUGGAAACUCGGGAUCCGAAGGCAGGGCACAGGGUGAACUCAGAUGCCCUCAUUGCAUGAGGUUUUUCAGGGAUGAACUCAGCGAUGAAUUCCUCAAGCACGUUGCUGAAUGUUGUCAGUGACCGCGGGAUAUGAGGGGGUGUAAGUCAAUCACUACUUUAUAGACAUAAAACUUGGCUCUAUACAUAUCUCCUACAGUCCUAAACAAGAGUAAUUCAAAUGGAGAGCUCUUGGGAAUUAGGAGAAUGAACAAUAUCUACCUCUUGCUUAAUUUCACCUUCUCUUGGACUGUAUGAAAGGCCUCAAGAGAAAGCAAAGUGUUUUUCUGAAAAAUUAUUUUUGACAGCUACAAAGAAGAAGGCAAGCAUAAUGCAAAUUCUACUACAACUAAACUGAAACCUACGGUGGUAGUUCAGCUUCAGAGUGCAGCUUGACUUGUAUUUGGGUCUAAUUCUCUACCGCAGUCUGACAGCUUGUGAAAAAAGUUACUGAACUUGAAAUUUUCCUCUUCUUCCAAAAAUGCAGGCUGAAGAACAGGGAGGAACAUUUUGACAAAAGAUAGGAAAAAUCUUACUGUGCUUUAUCUGGAUUAAAAGCGAAAGUAUUUUCUGGUCUAUUGAUGCUGAACUUUCAGACGUAUCAUCUGAAAAUCCUUGUGUUUAACUGAAAUCAGAAGAGAUAAAAAAAACCAUAAAAGGGCUGGUUAUUGACUAAACUAGCCUGUCUUUUUGCACAGAGACAAGGUACAGGGAUAUUUAUAUUUUCUGUGCCAUAAGUAACUAUUUUACAGAUUUGUAAAUGUGUAUUUGUGUAAUUAUUGAUUAUAUUCCUAUUUUACCUAAGGAUUAUUUUUAUAAUAAAAGUGAUCGUGCAGUUGCUUUACUACAUUAGUAAGGGGGUUGAAAAUCUCCCUUUCAGUGUAAGUAUUUAAAUGUGAAAUAGUCCCAGUGGCUAUACUAAGGGCUAAUUAAAGGUCACUGCUUCAGAUAUGACUUAUUUCAUUACUUCAGUGAUAACCAGCUUCUCAGACUAUUUUCAAAUAUGUUGAAAAAAAAUCACCUCUGAGCAGAAGAAUGACCUUUCAGAGGCAAAGGAACAUGUUUAAUGCCCUACCUUGCCACACAUCUAUGACUAUGCCAACGCUGCCUUAAAUUUCUUCUUGUCUGCACUGGAGAGAACUUCAGCAAAUAGCAGGGGACUGCUUUGAGAAGAAGUAUCUGAAAUUAAAGUUUACAGACAUAAGAGCGCCACAGUUUUUCCCAGCCUUGGCUCCAGGUGUUUCUCACUGUGCAAGAGUUGGGGUUAAGGAUGGGAUACAAAGUAAAGGCCUGCUGCAACCAUGGCACUUCAUAAUUAAAGAAAACAGUCCUGUCUUCUGCUUUGCUUUGUUCCCUGUUCUACACUUUAGGAGCAUUGUGGGUAUUUUUCUGGAUAUUUCCUUUUCAGGAUCCAGUUGCAGCCCUAAAGGAAGACAGUGGUUUAUGCCACUGUUGCCUUAGGUGGGAUAAUACCAAAAAAGAUGGCUGGGCCAUUGCACUUGCAUGCUGCAUGCAAUGGUUAUUAUUAAUCUAAUCUACAACUGCUUGCAAAUCUGUAAUUGAUUACUAGCCUGUUUUAACCAACACAUGUACAAACAUGCAGAAAUUUUUAUUUUUUUCCUUUUUUUAGUGACCAUUUUUACAUUGCCUUUUAAGGUCCUAAGAGAUCAGAUGCAGCCCACAGAAUAUAAGCUGAGAAACAUGGUUAAACUUCCUGUGGCAUAAACUAAUCUUACUUUUUCUGACUGGUCUCAUUAAACAAGCCUGGUUUACAGCUUCAGUAUACAUCAAUAUGAUAUUGCCAGUGAUUGAUACAGCAGAAUAGGGACUUGAUUUUUUUAUUGAUUCACCCCAUAAGGCAGUUAAAAAACAAAAUCAACAGUAAAGCAAGUUAAAUCUUGGCAGUGUCUGUUUUUAAUUGCAGAGAUGAUGACUGCUUUAAUAUACAUCAGAAGCUCAAGUCUCCUAUAGGUUUCCACUCAUGUUAAUCCCUGUGGGUAGUUGGACAGACUGACCUACAACUAUUAGAAAUAGAUGCAAGAAUUAGAGACAAGAAUCUGCAGUACAAAGAAAAUAAUAGUACAUAUUUUUUUGGAUUUAAGUUCUGUGAAUUAGUCCCCAGUCAAAGCAGAGGUUAUUUUCAUACUAAUCCUGGGAAGGGAGGGCACUUCAGUGCUGGGAAACUGGAUAUACCAACAGCAAGGACAACACUGGACCAACAAACACAAACAAGUGAAGUUAUAGAUCAAGCACAGAUUACAGCUACCACCUAAAGCAAUAAAUGCUGCAAUAAAUGACAACUGGAAUUUGAGUACCUGGGGCAAAAAUCUAGGACAGAUCUGUUGGUUUUCUGUACAAAAUUACCUCCCUUCAGAGCUGUUUUACUUUAUAAUUUUCUACUGAGGGUUUUUUUUCCUUUCUGGCUGGUAAAAAGCCUUAACUAUUUCUUUCUUGUUUUGGCUUAACCAAGAAAACAGUUACACUGUGAAGAACUACCCAUGUCUAACAUGCAAAUGUUUGCUUCAGAUGAUAGGGCAUAAACUAUUGCUCCUAAGAAAAGUUGUCUGUUAUGCAGUGCUUUGACUUUUAUGCCAAAUUGCCUGGUAGAUCUCUUGAAGAAACACUAGAAAGUCUUUACUUGCCCCCUCCUCACCAGGCAAAGCACACACACCAAGGCAUCCCCAGCAACUGCCACCAUGAGCUACAUUCACAAAUCACAUUCCUCAACUUUCACACUAGAAUGCAUAAAACCUGUCAGCUCCACUGCCCUAACACUGAAAUGAAAGCAGCCAUGAGUUUCCAGCAUUUUUGAACCCUUUAAAUUAAGGAAAGCUCCUUCUGGCCUCACACUGGUAUUCUCUGCCUGUUGGACGGUCACCCAAGUAGUGUGUCUUUCUUGGUCAAAUGGUAAGAACAACCCAACUUCUUUCCUAAAAGAAAGCAGUAAAGGCACAGUGAGUAAGAAAGUAACUGCAUACAGUGAAAGGAACUUCAGCAGCAUAAACUUUGUGAACUUUCAUUAUCCAUUUUUACUACACUGGUUCACAGAAACACAUCAUCUGUAAAACUGCAGAGACACGUCCUCACACAAGAGACUUCUGAAAUCAUACAGAAAAGCUGUAUGACCAAAUGGGACUCGGUUCUUUAUUUGCUGUAUCAGUAACAGAAGGCAUCCAAGAGCAAUGAGCCCUGUUUUCAGGGAAAGUUAAUGCCCACUUAGGCUUCCAUAAAUCUCUCAUUCAGGUGACCAGUGCCUGUACUGCCGAGGCAUGCCAGUGCUAGAAAACUGACAGAGGUCCAGGACUGCAAGGCCAGGGAGGCUGAGAGCAGGCAAGAUAACUGUCUCUUCUGGGACCUGUAGGAAUAUGUCUUAGCAUAUUAAGAGCUGCCAAGAUGGCUUUGUCCAAUUACCUUCAUGAUUAGUCCAUCCCUUCCCCUAAAAUUUCUCCUUCAGUAAAUGACCUUCUCUCAGUUUUGCUCUAGAAAUCAACUUGAGUUGAGGCCCAGGGCAACUCAGAGCUCCUGAGCAGCUGUCUCACCUCACCAGCAAUGAGGUUUUCAGACUGCAUAACCUCCAGUUGCUGGUCCUCAUUUCUCAUGUACCUAAUUAGAAUGUAUUUUGCUCGGGAUUUUAAAGUAAAUGCUGUUUACUAAUAACCAUGCUGGUUGUCAUGCAGAAGUAGGCCCGUAGCACACAAUCACGACAGCAGCUGUAGGCAACACUGACUCACUUAGAAAACUUAACUUAGAAAACACAACCACAAAAAGCCUCAGAUGUUGGUAUCUACCCCAAAAGCCCAAGGGAGAAAAGAUCAACAAUAGUGCUGUAUCCUGCAGCACGGGCAGCACCGAGCCUAAAAAGCUUCUCAAAUAACCUGCAACUUCUAAGGCAAUGUCUGCUUCCCCCUCCAAUGAUUUAGGACAUCACAUCUUUUAAAACAAGCUUUAAAUGAUGCCUAAAGAUUAAGUGCUCACUAAUAAUAAAACUGACUACAAGAAUAAAAUUUAUUCAAGAAGCAGAUACCUAUGCUCUAUGAUUUUUUUAAAACUUCCAUUUCCUGUGGCUUUGCUGCAUGUGUAUAUAUAGAAAGCAAGGGAAAUUC
Molecule: messenger RNA, 5584 nt
Organism: Lepidothrix coronata (blue-crowned manakin)
Lineage: Eukaryota; Metazoa; Chordata; Aves; Passeriformes; Pipridae
Gene: TNIP2
Product: TNFAIP3 interacting protein 2
Biological process (GO): cellular response to lipopolysaccharide; regulation of transcription by RNA polymerase II
Source: RefSeq, a predicted model, not a curated record